Molecule: messenger RNA, 1775 nt
Organism: Phalaenopsis equestris
Lineage: Eukaryota; Viridiplantae; Streptophyta; Magnoliopsida; Asparagales; Orchidaceae
Product: pentatricopeptide repeat-containing protein At4g02750-like
Exons: 2
Coding region: 154-1725 (523 amino acids)
Biological process (GO): RNA modification
Molecular function (GO): RNA binding; protein binding
Source: RefSeq, a predicted model, not a curated record
UGGCGACGUUGAGCAUGCCUGCAAGCUGUUCGAUGAAAUGCCUCACAGGAAUGUUGUGACUUGGAAUUGUAUGAUCUCUGGGAUGGUCGAGUAGAGGAAGCACGGAGCCUGUUUGAUAAGAUUCCUGAGCGAAAUGUUGUCUGUUGGAAUUCUAUGAUUUCUGGGUAUAUCAAAAAUGAGAGGAUUGGAGAGGCUCGGAAGAUGUUUGACGAUAUGCCAUCAAGAAAUACUGUCUCCUGGUCCUUAAUGGUUUCGGGUUAUAUUCGCCAAAAGCAUUUGGAUGAAGCUUUGGAUUUAUUCAAACAGUCUCCAUCUCUCCCUACUUCUAUUUACAAUGCACUUCUGUCUGGAUAUGUUGAACUUGGAUGCAUCAAGGAAGCGGAGGAUUUGUUCGCGAGGAUGGAUUCCAGAGAUGCUGCAUCUUGGAAUUCCAUGAUCACAUGUUAUUCUAGAGCUGGGAAGAUGGAACUGGCUCAACAACUGUUCGACGAAAUGCCUCAGAAGGAUGUUAUUUCUUGGACCGCAAUAAUCCGCGGCCACUUACAAAAAGGAAAUGUCGAGCGUGCGUCUGUGUUAUUUGAAAUGAUGCCGGAUCGUGAUAUCAUGUCCUGGAACACAAUGAUGGAUGGAUUAGUUCAGAAUGGUUUGCUAGAUGAUGCUCUGAAUUUAUUUCAUAAGAUGCCUAGUAGGGAUAUUGUGUCAUGGAAUACUAUUCUGCAAGGAUAUGUUCUUAAAAAUGAAAUGGUUAAUGCAAAAAGAUGGUUUGAAAACAUGCCACAAAGGAGCGAAACCUCAUGGAACACAUUGAUUUCUGGAUAUCAAACUGCGGAGGCUCUUGUGUUGUUUUGUGAUAUGGUGAAGGAGGGAUUCAAGCCUGACCAAGUAACAUUAGUGAUAGCAAUUUCAAUUUGUGGCUCUCUAGUUGCUCUUGGAUGUGGAAAAAUGCUUCACUUAUAUGUAAUUAAAACUGGUUAUGAGCAUAAAAUAUUAGUAGCAAGCUCAUUGAUUUCCAUGUACUCAAGGUGUGGCUUUGUUGAGGAUUCUAGUCUGGUUUUCAAGAGCAUGUCAAAGCGAGACACGAUUGCUUGGAAUGCCAUGAUUUCAGCUUAUGCUUACCAUGGAUUUCCUGUGGAAGCCCUCGAACUUUAUAAAAAGAUGAUUCGUAGUAAAUUUCAUCCAGACCAUGUCACAUUUUUGAAUCUGUUGCUGGCUUGUUCUCAUAAGGGGUUAAUAAAUGAAGGAUUUUGGCACUUUAAAUCUAUGCAAGAUGAAUGGAAGCUUGCCCCCAGAGCCGAGCAUUAUUCGUGUCUUGUAGAUCUCCUUGGAAGAUCUGGAUUCAUUGCCCAGGCUUACAACCUCACGGAGAAAGUGCCAGAAGAUCUUCAGUCAAAUGCAUGGGAAACUUUACUGAGUGCAUGCCAAGUUCAUGGCCAUCUGGAAGUUGGAGAGCUGACAGCAGAAAGAGUUUUUGUUGGAAAGCAUUCUGAUGGAGGAAUGCAUGUAAUAUUAUCGAAUAUUUAUGCUGCUAAGGGGAAAUGGAGUGAAGCAUCACAGAUCAGGGCAUUGAUGAAAGAGCAUGGAUUGAAGAAGGAAACUGGAUGCAGUUGGAUUGAGGUGCAGGGAAAGAUGUUUUAUUUUGUAUCUAAUGAUAAGUCUCAUCCUCAUGUUGAACAGAUAUGCAGGGAAUUGGACUGUAUUUUUCUCAAGUUGGAGGGGACAGCUUGAUGUAAAUGAAUCAUCUUUAAUUUUAUUCCAUACUUUUUGUUGAGGGAAAA